Vidua macroura (Pin-tailed whydah) is the source of this 3183-nucleotide messenger RNA. It is a transcript of the gene ZP1, whose product is annotated as zona pellucida glycoprotein 1. Gene Ontology annotation, cellular component: egg coat. The record is from RefSeq and is a predicted model, not a curated record. The transcript is spliced from 12 exons. Gene Ontology annotation, molecular function: acrosin binding; structural constituent of egg coat. The coding region runs from base 315 to 3113 and encodes 932 amino acids. Gene Ontology annotation, biological process: binding of sperm to zona pellucida; prevention of polyspermy. NCBI's taxonomy places the organism in Eukaryota, Metazoa, Chordata, Aves, Passeriformes, Viduidae.
CACCAGCCUUCUCCUUUCCCCCUGGAUAACUUGAUCCAGCUGGGCAUCCCGCCUGGCACCAGUUCCAUUCCCUGUUCACUGGGACAGCCUCCAAGUGUGGGAUAAGCUUGGUUUGUCCCUGGUCACUGUGACACAGCCACAGGAGGUGACCACAGGGCUGGGGCACUGAGGUCACCAGCAGCACGGGAGCGAGGAGCCCUGGGCAGGGCUCAUCCCAUGGGGUCAGCUGAUCCUGAUCCCCCCCACCCCCUCAUCCCAGCCAUCCGGAUAUAAAUCCACACCGCAGAGCCCCGUGCUCCGUCUGUGUCACUGCCAUGGGACAGAGCUGCUCCUUUCUUCUGCUCCUCUUCCUCCUGUCCCCGUGGCCCAGAGCCACCGUGGCACUCCUGCAGUACCGCCAUGACUGCGGAGAGUUGGGAAUGCAGCUCCUGGUCUUCCCGCCCCACGGCCGUACUGUCCGCUUCAAGGUUCUGGACGAGUUUGGCUCCCGCUUUGACGUGGCCAACUGCUCCAUCUGCCUCCACUGGCUGAAUUCCAGGGAGGAUGGCUCCGUCAUCUUCUCCUCUGGCUACAAGGGCUGCCAUGUCCUGUUCAAGGAGAACCACUACGUCCUGCGGGUGCAGCUGGAGGAGCUGCUGUCCAGCGGGAUCCCGGUCACCUCCUACGAGAUCAACAUGACCUGCCCCAAGCCAGGUGGCUCUGAGAUGCUCCCAGAUGGAAACCGGGAGACGAGCCGGGACAGCGGAGUCCUGAUCUCCCACACUGGCCUGCACCAGGUCUCUGAGUCCUCCCUUACCCUUACGGGAUCCCACUAUACAUCCCAAGAUCACUUGGAGCAGGUCCACACCGUGGGACACUACCAGCCCAGCUCAGUGCUUCCUGGGAUCCAGCACCAUUCCAGUCCAGCCCACUCGGGGCUUCUGUCCCAGCCUGCUGGGGCUCAUCCUGACACCCAAAUCCAGGGAAGCUUCUUCCGCCCAGCAGUGCAGCCCCCCCAGCCUGGGGGGCAGAGCCAGCCAGGGAUCCUUCGUCCAGUGCUUGUAUCUCAAAACCAUCCCAGUUUGGCGCAUCACGGGGGUCAGACCCAGCCAGGGCACCUGCGUCCAGGGUCUGUAUCCCUAAACCAGCCUGGGAUGGUGCAUCAUGGGGGCCAAAACCAACCAGGGAUUCGCCCAGGGUCUGUAUCCCUAAACCAGCCUGGGAUGGUGCAUCAUGGGGGCCAAAACCAACCAGGGAUUCGCCCAGGGUCUGUAUCCCAAAACCAGCCUGGGGCUCAAAACCAACCGGGGCAACUCCACCCAGGGUUUGUAUACCAAAACCAGCCUGGGGGUCAAAACCAGCCAGGGAUUCGCCCAGGGUCUGUAUCCCAAAACCAGCCUGGGGCUCAAAACCAACCAGGGCAACUCCACCCAGGGUUUGUAUACCAAAACCAGCCUGGGGGUCAAAACCAACCAGGGAUUCGCCCAGGGUCUGUAUCCCAAAAUCAGCCUGGGAUGGUGCAUCACGGGGGUCAAAACCAGCCAGGGAUUCGCCCAGGGUCUGUAUCCCAAAACCAGCCUGGGGCUCAAAACCAACCGGGGCAACUCCGCCCAGGGUUUGUAUACCAAAACCAUCCUGGGGGCCAAAACCAGCCAGGGAUUCGCCCAGGGUCUGUAUCCCACAACCAGCCUGGCUUGACCUCCACCGGUGCCCAGACUCCAGCAGGAUUCCUGCGUCCGGGAGCUCAGCCCCUAAACCAGCUAGGAAUAUCUCGUCCCAGUCAUCACUCCAACUCCCAAACUGGGCUCCCAGGCCACACUGGGCUGCUCCAUCCCGGCCAUCCCAACCCAGCUUUGGUGCACCCAGGACUCUCAUCCUGGCCAGGUUUCAUCAGCCCUGGACUCCAGGCUGAGCCGCAGCCAGGCCUGGGACGCCCUGGGCUGCAGGCCCAGCCUGGAUUGCUGCAUCCUGGGAUUCACUCCCAGCCCAGCCUGCUGCAGUCCACAGCGCUCUUCUACCCCUCGCCAGGGGCAGGAACGCAGCUGACACGGGAGCAGUGCCAGGUGCCGGUGGGCCGGAUGCCGUGCGUGGCUCCACAGGGACGGGAUGCAUGCCUGCAGGCGGGAUGCUGCUACGACGACAUGGACCGGACCACACCCUGUUAUUAUGGGAAUACUGCCACCGUGCAGUGCCUGCUGGAGGGACACUUUGUCCUGGUGGUCCCACGGGGAAUGGUGGCCCUGCCGUACAACCUGGACAGUGUGCGGCUGGCCAGCAGCCAGGCGGGAUGUGAGCCCCGCCACGUGUCUGAGGCCUUCGUCAUGUUCCGCUUCCCGGUCACCCACUGCGGCACCACCGUCCAGGUGAUUGAGGACAUGCUGAUCUAUGAGAACCAGCUGCUCUCCACCAUCGAUGUCCAGGGAUCCCCCCGUGGCUCCAUUACUCGGGACAGCGUCUACAUUCUCCGAGCUCGGUGCAUCUAUAACUCCAGCGAUCUCCUUCCCUUGGGCGUGGAGGUGGCCGUGCCCCCCACAGCCGCCCCCCUGGCCAUGCCGGGUCCGCUGGGGCUCCAGCUGCGGAUUGCCACCGACGAAUCCUACAGCUCCUACCACGCUGUGGGUGACUUCCCCCUGGUGAGGGUGCUCCGGGACCCCAUUUACGUGGAAGUCCGGCUGCUGCAGAAGACGGAUCCCAAUUUGGUGCUGGUGCUGCACCACUGCUGGGCCUCCCCUGGCUCCCACGCCACAUCCCAGCCCCAGUGGCCCAUCCUGGUGGAGGGGUGUCCCUUCCAAGGGGACAAUUACAGGACACGGCUGAUUCCAAUGGGUCCGGCCUCUCCGGAGCUGCCCUUCCCGAGCCACUACCAGCGCUUUGUCAUCUCCACCUUCGCCUUCGUGGAGCCCCCUGGAAUGGCUGUGCUGGAGGGGGAGGUGUACAUCUCCUGCAGCGCCUCCGUGUGCCACCUGGCCCAGCCAGAGCCCUGCCGGCCCUCCUGCCAGCUGGGAGUGCCCUCACGAGCGCGGAGGUCUCCGGAGGACAGGAGGACAGGUGACAGCAUGGGGACAGUCACAUCCCAGGGAUGCCUUGUCUUUCCUGAGGUUCCCAAGAGAGGGGGAACUCAGCAGAGAGGCUGAAGGCUGCAGCCUCUACCUGGAUCCUGUUGGAUGUCUCUGGGAAAGCUGGAAAAAUAAAACCAGUGCAAAG